UGGCAGCAUGGAAAAGGACUCGGUUGCAAAGAUGGCCGAAGUUUUGACGGAUACUGGCUCAUCCAGCCAGCCAUAUACACCUUGUUAGGAAAAGCAAGUCGUCGACUUGUGUCCGAUUCUAAAAUAGACCGCUCCCCACCAUGUUAUUAGGCCUAGUUAUCCCUCAGUCAAGACGCGUAUGGAGUGUAGGAUAGUUUAGAAUUAUGUCUUUGGAGACCCGUUCGAAUUCGGCCCUGUUUAAAAGGGCUGAACAACUGAAAAGAUGGGAAGAAUCCGAAACGAACCGUGAGCCCCUCGUCGUCAACGGUAGGGAGAGGAAGAUCAAAUUUUCCGCGGGUUGUGUGUUUUUGGCCGCUUGUAAAGCUGGUGACAAGGAGGAGAUACAGCGUUUGUUGAAAAAAGGAGCAGACAUCCACACGAGCGAUGUUGACGGAUUAACCGCAUUACACCAGGCUUGUAUCGACGAUAACUUAGACCUGGUUGAGUUCCUAGUAGAAAAUGGGGCAGAUGUUAAUAAGGGCGAUAAUGAAGGUUGGACGCCCCUUCAUGCGACAGCUUCCUGCGGAUUUCUUAGUAUAGCAAAGUACCUGAUUGAGAACGGGGCGAAUGUUGCUGCAGUCAACAAUGACGGCGAACUUCCGAUGGAUGUCGCCGAAUCGGACGCGAUGGAAGACAUGCUCCAGCAACAAAUCGAAGAAAGAGGAAUUGAUGCCGAAAGUGCUAGAACUGAGGAAGAAAGGUUGAUGAUGACUGAUGCCAAAAAUUGGCUGAGCAGUGGCUACAUCCAAGAUAAAACUCACCCAAAAACCGGAGCAACUGCCCUUCAUGUCGCAGCCGCUAAGGGUUACUUAAAAGUUAUGGACAUUCUCAUAAAAGCGGGUGCAGAUAUAGAUGCAAAGGAUCUUGACGGUUGGACACCCCUUCACGCCGCUUCACACUGGGGGCAGAGGGAAGCUUGUGAAAUCUUAGUAGAAAAUUUUUGUGACAUGAACAUCAAAAAUUGUGUUGGACAAACUCCUUUUGAUGUUGCUGAUAAUGACGUAGUCAAAGUAUUAGAGGACCUUAGGAAAAAGCAAGCAUCUCUGCCUAAAGAAAAUAUUAUAAAUAGGAGGAAAAAUAUACAAAGAAAACCUCCUCAACCACCAGAAGAGAACAUUAUCACAGGGAUAGAAAACAAAAAAGAGACAAAGUUGGUAGAGCCUGUUAAACCUAAAGUUCCUGAAGUCCAGCAGGUUGAACUUAAAAUACAGCCUGAACCGACACACAACCAAAGUAACAUUGAUACGGAUGAUGACAUUGACUCACUCAGUACUGAAACAUCGGAUACGGCGAGUUCCGAUGUUUCAGGAGAAAGUGAAGUCAGUGAUGAGGAAAAAGACUUAGAAAAGAAAAAUAAAGCGAAUAAAGAAGAUACACGGUUACCAGUCAUGCCUGAGGUCAAACAAACAGUUCCUAAUACCCCUGCCCCCACUACCCCACCAAAGCAGGUGACAACAAACGAGGGAGACGAAAGUGGCCUCACGUCUUGGAGGAGGUCUGGUUCCCUCAGAAGCAGGAUCGCCGAAACGCCUAAGGCUAAUCUGACUUUAAAAAUUGCUGAGAAGGAGAGCCCGGCCAAAGUAACUCAACCAGUUCUUCCUUCCAAGACUGAAUCAUCUCUUGAAGUCGGGCUUCGGAGGACUCAGAGUUUUGAAGGAGAUGAAAAGUUCUACCGGAGGUACCUGGAGUUAAGGGCAAAAAUAAAUGCUGGUAACUCAUGUCCUACUCUACACGCAACGCCGAUGAGGUCAGCAUCGCUGAAGGAAAAACAUUUCGCAAGGAGAAAUCAGGCCAGGGAAGAGACGCGAUUAUCAGGUCUGGCUUCAGCAUCGCCAAACACGACAGCAGGGACGACAGUAAUCAAUACAAGUCCUACAACGACCAGCCCGCAAAACAACCAAGUCCGAAGUUCGGCCCCUGUAACUCCUUCCACUCCCACUACUCCUGGAGGAAGUAAACUAUCUCCUGCGAAUAUCUUCAAGAACUUCUUCAAAUCGUUCGUUCCUCCUGUUCGAGAUGAAGAGUCCGAGACUCAGAGGAAAGCGCAUGCAAAGAGGGUUAGGGAGACUAGGAGGUCAACGCAGGGUGUGACAUUAGAAGAAAUAAAAUCUGCCGAGCAGUUGGUUAAAAAGAAACAGCAGCAACAGAUGCAACAGUCCAACCAGCUUAACAACUCGGAGCCAGGUGAUGAGGUAGUUGUCAAUGUACACAGUACAGUACCCGCAAUACCGGAUUCCGUAGUAAACGCAACAAAAGGAGAAGAAGAUAAGCCCUAUUCGCUCGCAGAAAGAAGGCCCUCGUGGAGGCUCAAAGUUGACAAUGGGAGCAAGUUUAUGCUGGAAGACGCGCGUAAAAAUGAAAAUUUGGGAGACGUGGUCGUGAGAAAGACCGCCGUCGUCACGCCUGUCACAGAAACAGGAGACACGACCGUUACAUUACCCCUUAGGAAGAAAACCGACGAUAAAGAGUCUCAAGAAAAUGACAGCCGUACUGCUCAAGCUACUCAAGCUGCGAUCCAGAGGCGGAGGAGACCUAAAAGGAGAUCGACAGGAGUCGUUCAUGUCGACAUGGAUGAAAUUGAUCCUGACCGACAAGGCGAAGGUGGAACUGGAGGGGGCGGUGAUACCGAUGAUAGUCUAAGUCUUAAUAAUUCAGAGAGUGGAGGCGAACAGUCAGAGGCUUCUUCUCGUCUGAAUUCACUCUCAAGAGAGGAAGAAAAUAAAAGUGAAGCUACUGAAAAUGGUGAAAUUGAUUAUAAGAAAUUGUAUGAGCAGUCUCUUAUUGUAAAUGAUCGCCUUCGGGAAAAACUAAGAACAACUGAAGAAGAAUUGAACGGAAUGAAAGCCGAAGCAGAAAAGAAUGCUGCUAUGAUCAGAAAUUCUUUGUCAGAAUCGGAGAAACGGGAAAGAAGAGCUAUGGAGAGAAAACUUUCCGAAAUGGAAGAAGAACUCAAGCAAUUACAAAAACUGAAAUCUGAUAAUGAAAGGCUGCGUGCUGAGAAUCGAGCCUUGACUCGAGUAGUAUCAAAACUCACUGCCUCUCACACAAAAUAGCAACUUGAACAGCUUAAAUGCGAAAACCAGCGGCUGAAGGACGAAAAUGGAGCAUUGAUUCGAGUGAUAAGUAAACUGUCGAAAUGACUACUAAUCGGUCAUAGUGAUCGUCUGACAUCAGCGAAGGCUUUUAUCAUUAAGUUAUACAAUGUUUUCAAAUUGCUGACGUCAAUUAUCAUUUUUCUAAUAAUGUUGUACAAUAUUUAAUACCAACGAAUUUUUAAUGUUAUCGCAGUGGUAAUAAUUCAUAUUCUGUAGUCGGAAGCGUAAACUAACAUAAAUUAAGGAUAGGUCUUUCUAUUAGAGGAUCGUCUUCUGUACUUAUUAGAUUUGUACAGUUAAUUUUUUUCUUCUUCUUUCAAACCCGAUGAUAUUGUAAAAUUACAUCAAAUAUGUAUAAAACUAUUUAUUUUGUUGUUGAAAUUUUUAAUUGCAUUUUAGUGAUUUUUUUUUGUCUCAAUUAGGCUGUGUCCUUGUUACAUUUCAAAAUCGUUUGCCUCAACUGAAAUUGCAAACACAACCUUUCAGGGCAUUUCACUUUUUAUGUUCACAUCGUGGAUUUAAUCUAUUCAAUUAUUUAAUAAUUUUCAUUUGUGUGUAUUAUUUGUCAAAAGCAAUAUAUUUAUAAACAACAGGGGGGUUUUUGGGGUUGAAACAUCUACUUGACAAUUUUUCUUGUAAUAAUUGAUAUUUUUACACAAUAAAUUUCAUUCCUAUUUGGAAAUAAAAAUAUUUAUAAACAAAAAUGUAUAACUUUUUUUUUAAAGAAAAAAAGCUUAAUAUAACACAAAUCAUUGUAAAAUAUGUAAAUAGGUCAAAAUUUCAAGAAACUGAUAUUUGUCAUUAUAUACCAAUAAAUUUUAUUAUGAAUUAUUGCCAACGAUUUUAUUCGGCGAAUGUCUUUCUUUGUCUUCUCUUGUGUCAUUCUUCGAGUACACAAAAUGUAAAUAGAAUUCGGUUUUUAUUUAUUGCUUUUAAUUUUACUUGCGGUCACUAAAUCAUGAAGCAAAGAACAACGUGACUAAAGGGUAAAAUUUUGCACUGUUAGUUGUAAUUAACACUCAUAUCUACGAUUAAGUCCAAAGUUAUCUUUCUUUAUAAUUUCUGCCUGUAUUUUUCCUUGAUAUACUUUUUUCUAGUCCUUAGGAUUUUUUUUACCAUUGUUGUCUUUUUAAUUAUACUAGUUUUUACUCAUUACUACAGAAAAUUCGCUUUUUCUUUUUUUUUCUGGGCUAUAAAAGGUGAAAAUGUACACAUAGUUCUUUAUAAAUAAAUAUAAAAAAUGUAAAAAAGUAAUAAUAAUAAUAAAACACGGUGCAAUAUUUUUAUCGCUUGUUCCAUAUUAUACAAUAAUAAUUAUCAUAAUUUUUAUUUCAGCACUUGUUGAAAAUAACACAGGAUUUUGUAAUAUACAAGAAAAAAAUUGUUUGCUUUAUUAGACAAAAUGUAAAUUUUAAAAUAUCCAAAAAUCAAUCUUGUAAUUCUAUUUUUUAUAUUUAAUUAGAUGAUAAAGAUAGGAAAUACGUGCCUUUUGCUUCACCCUGUUAGAUCCUCCAUAAUUACUUUUAUUAUUUUUAAGUGAUUAAACAUAUAAUGUGGAACUGGACAGAUUGUAAGACAUAUUGAAAUUUUUUUAUUGGCCAUGUGCCUUUAAAAAUCAUGAAAUUCCUUCUCCCCUUUACCUGUACUCAUAAAAAAACAAAAACUGAUUGUAUUGUUGGCUUUAUAAAUUAAUUGAAUUAAAAAA
Cimex lectularius (bed bug) is the source of this 4839-nucleotide messenger RNA. RefSeq names its product protein phosphatase 1 regulatory subunit 12A (gene Mbs). The transcript is spliced from 24 exons. Gene Ontology annotation, biological process: signal transduction. Bases 204 to 3092 code for a protein of 962 amino acids. The record is from RefSeq and is a predicted model, not a curated record. Gene Ontology annotation, molecular function: protein kinase binding; phosphatase regulator activity; enzyme inhibitor activity. Gene Ontology annotation, cellular component: cytoplasm. Lineage: Eukaryota; Metazoa; Arthropoda; Insecta; Hemiptera; Cimicidae.